Messenger RNA from Pelmatolapia mariae (spotted tilapia), 1444 nucleotides. RefSeq names its product phosphatidylinositol 5-phosphate 4-kinase type-2 gamma-like. NCBI's taxonomy places the organism in Eukaryota, Metazoa, Chordata, Actinopteri, Cichliformes, Cichlidae. Gene Ontology annotation, molecular function: 1-phosphatidylinositol-5-phosphate 4-kinase activity; 1-phosphatidylinositol-4-phosphate 5-kinase activity. The record is from RefSeq and is a predicted model, not a curated record. The transcript has 10 exons. Gene Ontology annotation, biological process: phosphatidylinositol phosphate biosynthetic process. Gene Ontology annotation, cellular component: plasma membrane. The coding region runs from base 136 to 1368 and encodes 410 amino acids.
ACCAAAAGGCGCUGGGCUCGCAGGGUGUUGGAUCAAAGCGCUAAUAGGCUGCUGCAGGGCGGACUUUAGCCUACUUUACAUACAGAGACAACAAAACGCCUGCCCACAGACGGAGACGCGGAUACCUGCCUGAAAAUGUCUUCUCCCAGUGCUACCUCCAACCCUCUGAACACUCUGGCGCCAAAAAGGAAGACGAAGAAGAAACACUUUGUUCAACAGAAAGUGAAGGUUUUCCGAGCCAGUGACCCCGUGUUGAGCGUGCUGAUGUGGGGAGUCAAUCAUUCGAUUAAUGACCUGAGCCAGGUGCCCGUACCUGUCAUGCUGCUCCCAGACGACUUCAAAGCCAGCACCAAGAUCAAAGUCAACAACCACCUCUUCAAUAAGGAGACUCUUCCAGGACAGUUUAAAUUCAAAGAGUACUGUCCUCAAGUGUUCAGAAACCUGCGAGAGCGCUUUGGCAUUGAGGAUCAAGAUUUCCAGGUUUCUCUGGCUCGCAGUCCUCCUCUCAGAGACGACGAAGGGAAAUAUGCGGGCCUGCUGCUGACAUCGUAUGAUCGCACUUUGGUUAUAAAAGAAAUUUCCAGUGAGGAGGUUGCAGAAAUGCAUAAUGCGCUCUCUGCAUAUCACCAGCACAUUGUCACCUGCCACGGCAGUACGCUCCUCCCUCAGUUCCUGGCCAUGUACAGAGUCACUGUGGAGAGUGAGGACACCUACCUGUUAGUAAUGAGGAACAUGUUCAGCCACCGACUUCACGUACACAGGAAGUAUGACCUCAAGGGCUCGCUGGUGUCUCGUGAAGCCAGUUUUAAAGAAAAGGUCAAGGAAUUGCCCACUUAUAAGGAUGUGGACUUUAUGAAUAACAUGCAGAAAGUUUAUGUGAGUGAUGAAGAGAAGGAGAAAAUAAUGGACAAGCUCAACAGAGACACUGAGUUUCUUGUACGUAUGAGGAUCAUGGACUACAGCCUGCUGCUCGGUAUCCACGAUGUCGAAAGAGCCGAGAUGGAGGAGGAGGAGGAGAUGGAGCUGUCCGAUGAGGAGGAAGAGGAUGAUGAAAAUGGCCUUGCUCCUGCUCCCCACUCCACCUCCCCUGAAGGCAUUACCGGCUACAUGAACUCCUUCAAACCCAUGGGUCCCGGGGAGUUCGACCCUUAUGUGGAUGUGUAUGCUAUUCAGAGCGCUGUGGGUGCGCCCCGUAGGGAGGUGUAUUUUAUGGGUCUGAUUGACGUGCUGACGCAGUACGACACCAAGAAGAAAGCCGCUCACGCUGCCAAGGCUGUCAAACACGGGGCAGGAGCUGAGAUCUCAACUGUUCAUCCAGAGCAAUACGCUAAACGCUUCAAAGAGUUCAUCGCCAAAAUCUUUGCCUAGUUUAGGGAUUCAUUUAAUACAUGAGGAAUUCAGCUUUGCAGUCAUCAAAGCAUCACCAAUAAAGCACUAAUAAUUU